UUGUGAGACGGGUAGGCAUGCUGGCCAGCUCUCGCCUUUUCAGGCCAGUAGAAGAGAGAGAAAGAAAUGGCCUAGCUAGCUUUUGUCCAUCUCUUGGAUUCCCUGCUCAUUCCAGUUAGGGGACACUACUGUCUGCACCUUGUAAAUCCCUCAAGAGCAGUCAGUUCAGGCACAUUAUCAUCUCUGUAUUUGGGAAAGAAAACUGACGACAACAAGCCUGAUCAGCCAGUUUGUUCCAGUUUUGAACGACAUGGGGUGUGUUCUGUUGUAGUUUCAGCAAAAGUGAAAUUGAACAUAUCAGAGUGAGAGACAGAGUCUGUAAAAUGGAGGCUAAAGCUUUGAUUCCUGAGGACGAGCUCUGUUGCUCUGUAUGUUGUGAUAUUUUUAAAGAGCCUGUUGUCCUGAAAUGCAGCCACAGCUUCUGUGGAGUGUGUGUGAAGCAGUACUGGGAAGAGAAGGGCUCUCGAGAGUGUCCCAUCUGCAGGAGAAAGGCCUCUAUGGAUAAUCCUCCGGCAAACCUGGCCUUAAGAAGCAUUGUGGAGUCCUACUUAAAGCAGAAGACUGAGAGAGAAACUACCGACACAAGUAAUGCUCGCUGCAGUCUUCAUGGGGAGAAACUUCUAUUCUUCUGUGAACAUGACAAAGAGCCUCUCUGUGUCGUCUGUCAGACUUCAAAAAAACACAGAAACCACCCGGUCUGUCCAGUGGAAGAGGCCGUACUGGAGCUGAAGGAGGAACUCAACCCUGCACUUAAUCUUAUAAAAGAAAAACUGAAGAGGUUUACUGAGGUUGAACAAGGAUGUAAGGAAACAGCAGAACAUAUCAGGAGUCAGGCCCAGCACACAGAGAGGCAGAUAAAGGCAGAGUUUGAGAAGCUCCACCAGUUCCUGCGAGAGGAAGAGGAGGCCAGACUAGCUGCUCUGAGGGAGGAAGAGGAGCAGAAGAGUCAGAUAAUGAAGGAGAAGAUAGAAAACAUCACAGGGCACAUAUCCACCCUUACAGACAAAAUCACAGCUAUAGAGAAGGCCAUGGACACUGAAGACACCUCCUUUUUACAGAGCUAGAAGAACAUCAAGGAAAGGUAUGUAGACUCUGACCUAUUUUCUAGUGUCUGUUUAUGUAUCUUCAAACCCUAAAUCUGGGGCGACAUAGCUCAGGAGGUAAGAGCGGUUGUCUGGCAGUCGGAGGGUUGACAGUUUGAUCCCCGCCCUGGGUGUGCCGACGUGUCCUUGAGCAAGACACUUAACCCCCAAUUGCUCCCAACGAGCUGAUUGGUACCUUUCAUGGCAGCCUUUCACCGUUGAUGUGUGAGUGUGUGUGUGAAUGGGUGAAUGAGAGGCAUCAAUUGUAAAGCGCUUUGGAUAAAAGGAUAAA
Molecule: messenger RNA, 1374 nt
Organism: Anguilla rostrata (American eel)
Lineage: Eukaryota; Metazoa; Chordata; Actinopteri; Anguilliformes; Anguillidae
Product: E3 ubiquitin-protein ligase TRIM35-like
Exons: 5
Coding region: 324-1064 (246 amino acids)
Biological process (GO): protein ubiquitination
Cellular component (GO): cytoplasm
Molecular function (GO): zinc ion binding; ubiquitin protein ligase activity
Source: RefSeq, a predicted model, not a curated record